This is a messenger RNA of Kluyveromyces lactis, 1086 nucleotides long. It is a transcript of the gene PSA1, whose product is annotated as mannose-1-phosphate guanylyltransferase. Gene Ontology annotation, cellular component: cytoplasm. Bases 1 to 1086 code for a protein of 361 amino acids. Gene Ontology annotation, molecular function: mannose-1-phosphate guanylyltransferase (GTP) activity; GTP binding. The record is from RefSeq and is a predicted model, not a curated record. Lineage: Eukaryota; Fungi; Ascomycota; Saccharomycetes; Saccharomycetales; Saccharomycetaceae. The transcript has a single exon. Gene Ontology annotation, biological process: cell wall mannoprotein biosynthetic process; GDP-mannose biosynthetic process.
AUGAAGGGUUUAAUUCUAGUUGGUGGUUACGGUACCAGAUUGAGACCUUUGACUUUGACUGUUCCAAAGCCAUUGGUUGAAUUUGGUAACAGACCAAUGAUUUUACAUCAAAUCGAAGCUUUGGCUGCUGCUGGUGUUACUGAUAUCGUGUUGGCCGUUAACUACAGACCAGAAGUUAUGGUUGAAACUUUGAAGAAAUACGAAGACGAAUUCGGUGUCUCCAUCACUUUCUCUGUCGAAACCGAACCAUUGGGUACUGCUGGUCCAUUGAAAUUGGCAGAAAGUGUCUUGAAGAAGGACAAUUCACCAUUCUUUGUCUUGAACUCAGAUGUUAUCUGUGACUAUCCAUUCAAGGAAUUGGCUGAUUUCCACCAAGCUCACGGUGGUAAGGGUACCAUUGUCGCUACUAAGGUCGAUGAACCAUCCAAAUACGGUGUCAUUGUUCAUGACAUUGCUACUCCAAAUUUGAUUGACAGAUUUGUGGAAAAACCAGUUGAAUUCGUCGGUAACAGAAUCAACGCCGGUUUGUACAUCUUGAACCCGGAAGUUAUUGACUUGAUUGACUUGAAGCCAACCUCUAUUGAAAAGGAGACUUUCCCAAUCUUAGUCGAACAAAAAUCCCUAUACUCUUUCGAUCUUGAAGGAUACUGGAUGGAUGUCGGUCAACCAAAGGACUUCUUAUCUGGUACAGUGCUAUAUUUGAACUCUUUGUCCAAGAGAGAUCCAGCUAAGUUGGCCAAGGGUGAAAACAUUGUUGGCAACGUUUUGGUUGACCCAACUGCCAAGAUUUCUCCAACUGCAAAGGUCGGUCCUGAUGUAGUUAUCGGUCCAAACGUCGUUAUCGGUGAUGGUGUCAGAAUUACCAGAUCUGUUGCCCUAUCCAACUCUCAUAUCAAGGACCAUGCUUUGGUCAAGUCCACCAUCAUCGGUUGGAACUCUACUGUCGGUAAAUGGGCUCGUUUGGAAGGUGUCACCGUUCUAGGUGAUGAUGUCGAAGUCAAGGACGAAAUUUACAUCAACGGUGGUAAAGUCUUGCCUCACAAGUCCAUCUCCGUUAAUGUUCCAAAGGAAGCUAUUAUUAUGUGA